GAGAUGGAUGUGGAUCACGGAUUCUAUCGGCAGGUGGACGUCCAGGCCCACGCUCACUACAUCGUCGCCUUCUUUGUCUUGGUGAUCGGAACAGUGGGUGUUACUGGAAACGCUUUAGUCAUGUAUGCCUUUUUCUGCAACAAGAAGCUACGGACUGCCCCCAACUUUUUCAUCAUGAACCUGGCAGUCAGUGACUUCCUCAUGGCAAUCACACAGUCACCCAUUUUCUUUGUUAACUCUCUUUACAAGGGGUGGAUUUUUGGUGAAACAGGCUGUAAAAUAUAUGCCUUCUGUGGAGCUUUAUUUGGAAUCACCUCCAUGAUAAACCUUCUGGCCAUCUCUCUGGACCGCUACAUUGUCAUCACCAAGCCUCUGCAGGCCAUAUCGUGGACCUCCAAGAAACGCACAUGCUUCAUCAUUGCCCUGGUCUGGCUGUACUCUCUAGCCUGGAGCCUUGCACCCCUUUUGGGGUGGAGUUCGUACAUACCAGAGGGCUUGAUGACCUCAUGCACAUGGGACUAUGUGACUUCUACUCCUGCCAAUAAAAGUUACACUUUGAUGCUAUGCUGCUUUGUAUUCUUCAUCCCUCUGGGCAUUAUAUCCUAUUGUUAUCUGUGCAUGUUCCUGGCAAUCCGCCAUGCAAGCAGAGAUAUUGAGAAGUUGGGGUAUCAGGUGAGGAAGUCAACCCUGAUCCAGCAGCAGUCCAUCAAGACUGAAUGGAAGCUGGCCAAGAUUGCCUUUGUGGUCAUCAUAGUGUUUGUGCUUUCUUGGUCGCCCUAUGCAUGUGUCACCCUCAUCGCCUGGGCUGGAUAUGGAAGCUACCUCAGUCCCUAUUCCAAAGCUGUCCCCGCUGUUAUAGCCAAGGCAUCGGCCAUCUACAAUCCUUUUAUCUACGCCAUCAUUCAUUCUAAAUACAGAGAUACCAUGGCAGAAAAGGUUCCCUGUCUCCACUUUCUAGCCCAGGCCCCGAGGAGGAAGUGCAUUUCAGUGUCACACAGCGAGUCCUCCCUCAGGGACUUGAUGCUGAGCAGACAGUCAUCAGACUCCAGAGCCAAGUUUCACAGAGUUUCCUCCAUGUCUACGACAGACACUCAGGUUUGGAGUGAUGUGGAGCUGGACCCUAUGGAUCAGAGCCAUGGUGUUAGGUCCAGCUAUUCCCUUGGAGCUCUGAAGGACAGGGAUCAAAAGUCUUUGGCUAAGAAGACCAAUGAAAAGGGAAGCCAAAGCCAGGAACAGAUGCACAUCCCCGAGCGAGGCUCACUGAACAGAAGUGACCACACCCUAUCGCCUGAGUGCGUCAACACAGUAAUGCCCCCGGCUCUGGGGACGAGAAGGGAGGACAACCCUAAAUGUUGGAAUAAAGAGACGAAACAGGAAGUCGAGAAAGAGGGUGAACACGAACAAAGAGAGACACAGGAAGCUGAGAAGGAGCAGCAGGUCCUCAUCCAGCCAGAUUCUCUGGACAAUGUCGUAUGUGUGCACUCUGAAGCGAUCAUCAGACCAGACUCAAGGAACGGCUCUCUGGACCAUAGCUACUGUGAGGAAAAACAAAGCACACAGAGCAGAGGGAGAGAACUGUUGCUGAGUUUAAAGCCUCUGGACUGUUCUGCUCAAGAGCUCGAGUCAGUGCAAAGAUUUCUGAGCUAA
Molecule: messenger RNA, 1647 nt
Organism: Anoplopoma fimbria (sablefish)
Lineage: Eukaryota; Metazoa; Chordata; Actinopteri; Perciformes; Anoplopomatidae
Gene: opn4xa
Product: opsin 4xa
Exons: 9
Coding region: 4-1647 (547 amino acids)
Biological process (GO): G protein-coupled receptor signaling pathway; visual perception
Cellular component (GO): membrane
Molecular function (GO): G protein-coupled receptor activity
Source: RefSeq, a predicted model, not a curated record